AUUCCUAAUUUCUUUCAAUGUGAUCUCUUUCACAAGCCUCCAUAAAAUUGACUCGUCUAUCUAUCUGUCGUCGUCUCGAUCGUGCAAGGAAUCAAAUUUUCUGACCAAAAAAUAGCCAAAAUGAGUGCGGAUAAAUUCCUCCAACUUCAAAAAGAUGUGAGACAUAAUCAAGAAGACAUCCAAUCUUUCUUGCGAGAUCUUGAUUCAUGGGAAACUAACAUCAAGAAGAGAGAUAACGAGUUAAAACAAGGCACAGGAGGAGAUGCCCCAACAAGUUCGAAAGAAAAGGUAAUUCCACCAAUACGAAACAGAAAGGUUGACACCAAGAAGAAGCGCAAAAAGAAGCAGGAUAUUGGAAAUCCAACUGAUUCGAUCUCCAAAGAGUCUACCUCUGCUCAAACCAAUGGGACAUCGAGUACAGAGGGGAAAAAGAUCCGCUGUUAUGACUACAAGACGUGGGAUAAAUUUGAUGUGGAUGCAGCCUGUGCAGCGUUGGAUAGUGAUGACGAAGAAAGCGCAAGGAAGGCACAAGAGGAAGACGACGAAGAGGAGGAGACAGACAGUGAGGCAGAGAGGGAAGAAAUGGAGACACAGCGGAAAAUAAUGGAGGCAAACGCAGAGAAGGAGAAGGGAAAUGUUUUCUUCAAGAAAGGCAAAUAUGAAGAAGCUUUAGCAUGCUACUCUAAAGGUCUGAAUGUUGACCCUGACAACGCACUUCUUUCUGCUAACAGAGCAAUGGCUCUUCUCAAAUUGAAGAGGUAUGAAGAGGCAGAGAAGGACUGUGACUUGGCAAUAUCCCUUGAUUGUACGUAUGUCAAGGCCUAUGCUCGGAGAGGGGCUGCCAGGCUGGAACUCAGUAAAUUGGAAGAAGCAAAAAAAGAUUUCCAGCAAGUGUUGAACAUAGAAACAGAGAAUAAGCAGGCUAAGAAUGAGAUCAAGAAGAUAGAUAAACUGCUGAAAGAGAAAGAAGAAGAAAGACGUCGAGCAGAAGAACCUUCAAACGUAGUUCACGCUGUUGAAAAACCACCCCAUCUUAGGUCAAAGAGACCUUUGAAGAGAAUGACAAUACAAGAAGUUGGAAAGGGAGUGGCCGAAGAAAAGCAGAGGGAGAGAGAAAAGUUGAAGAUGGAAAGAGAAAAGCUCAAAGUACAACAAGGAAAGGCUGACAGCAUGCCAUCGGACCAAAGCAAACAAAAUGGAGAUUUGGAUAGGACUGAUGAUAAAAAGAUACAAGAGAUCAAAUCAAGGACUGAUGGCAGUACUGAUGGAAAGGCAAUGGAAAGUAAUUGUCCAAAGAGUUCUGGCUCAAAGCAAGGCAAGGGGGAUUCCCCAAGAGGAGGAGGAGGGGAUUCCCCUAGAGUGGCAUCCAUCAAGCCAACUGUUCCAAGUGUGCCUUCAACAUCCUACCAGCUACAGGCAGACUGGAAAAGACUGCAGUCACAUACUGACAUCCUAUUUGAAUAUUUCAAGAAAAUCCCACCAGCCAGCUAUCCAAAGCUUUUCCAGAACUCUUUAGAGACUGCAAUGCUGAACCAGAUAUUCCACCUCUUAACAGUGUCUUACAUUCCGUCCAACACGCCCAUCUUUGAAACGCUGGAGAGGCUAACGGCUGUGAAGAGGUUUGAUAUGAAUGUUAUGUUCAUGUCGCAAAGAGAAAAACAAGUAAUCCAAGGACUGUUUUCUCACCUGAAAUCAGAAGUUGAUGAGCAGGAGUAUCAGCAGCUUGCAAAGAAGUAUGGAUUAUGACACAGCAAUCUCUCCCGGUUUGAUCAUGAAGCUUGUUAAAGCAUUUAAAUGAACUCAACAAUCAACGUGAACUUGCAGAUGUGUGUGUUUUAGAUUAUAAAUAACUGUUAUAAUGGUUAUAAUAAGGAUAUUCAGUUCUUGGAUCGCGCAUAUCCCGCUUCCAUCAUCACCUGAUGUCCCAAUGCACUUUCAAAGUAUUUUGGAUGUUAUUACCCUGGCUUUAGCCCAGCUGCCUUUUACGGCACACAAGCAAUUCAAGGGUCCUGCCAGGUUCCCAAUUACCACACCUGGGUCGGGUGCGGCAAAUGAAAUGAUAUGUUUAUGAUCUGGAUCAUGAAUAUCGGUCUGCUUGGUCAAAGUUGGAGUUUGCAAGUUCAACGUCAAGAGGGAUUCAAUAUCUUGAGUGUUGUACGGAUUUAACAGCUGUUGGGACAAUAUCAUAUGUCAUUAUGAGGCGCUGAUUAUCUAGUCACCUAUAGGUAGGGCGGCAUGACAUCACAUCCGCUUAACGACGACGGCACUGACACACAAUGAAAUAAUGUCAGAAACAGCACAGAAAAUUUCAGAAAGAUUUGUAAACUUCCAGAUAACAAAAUGGGUAAACUCUAUUAUUACGACGUUCAGCACAAAGUAUGAAUGCGAUGUUUGUGUAUUAUGCAUUGUAGGCAUGCCAAAACGUAGUGCUGCUGUAUGGGUCGCUAGUGCAUUGUUUUCAUCGGCCGGUCAGUAGCUAGGGCUCGAGAUAAAAAAUGUCUGGAUGUUUGCCUUGGCCUAUUGAAUGGUGCAAAAGGCACGUAGUACAUGCAAGGAAUCAAUUGUGCCAGUUACCCAUUCAACUUGGGUUCAGUACAGUUGAUCAAUUUCUUGUAGAAAGAGAUGAUGCCAUGGCUCAAAUUUGAACCCACCCUCCUCUGUUUCAAAGGCGAGAGUCAGAACCACUAGACCGCAUCGUAAAUACCUAACGAUUGGUCUGUGUAAUGUUAUAAAUCAUUAUGUUCAAAUCUAUGAGUAUGCUAUCAUCCUUAUUCAAAGCGAAUUUAAAAUCUAGUCGUAAUGACGUCAUAGCCAUUGUACAAUUUGGCUACGAUUUGAAACUAACUUGGCCUUUACUCAAAAUAAAAGCUUACAAUCAUCCAAAAUUGUUAUAUUAAUGUUCUUUCAGUAAAUUUGAACCUCAAAUAAAAAGAUACUUUUCGUUCACAUUUUCAGAAUCUGGGCAAAAUGCGAUUUAUUCCAAUUGUGGAUCAGUCGUAAGGUGUACGGUGGCCUAGAGUGUGGGGCCAGUUUGCUGCUCCAUACUGCACAUGCUCAUAAUUUUGAGAACUUGAUAACACUUCAAGUCUGGAUUGGGCAGAUUUGAAUACAGGAAAUAAUUGUUGGCUGUUUUCAGGCCUGAAUGAGUUCUUGUAAAUUUUCAGUAUUGAAAUGCUAGAAUAGGUCUAAAGCUCCUCAUGAAAUGUGCACAGAAGAUGAAAACCUACAUAUUCAAAGUGAACUGUAAAAUGAAUACAGUUACAAAGACUCCAAUCAAACCUGUGGCCUGGACACCGUAACAUAAAGCUUAGCGAUCGAUCGUGGGAUGGAUAUUUACAACUGAUCAUACAUAAUAAUCAAUGCAAUCAUUCAUAGAAAGCAGCACUAUGAUCAGUUGCUAAACUUAUGAUACAGGGCACAGAUAUAGUUGUUUCAAGAGUAUGUUACAACCCUUAUUAAUUUUCUUUAUCAGAGCGGUUGUCUAUCAGGAAUUCUGUUUGAAAAAACAAGUUUUUAGAAUAGUGCACAGAUAAGUCAGUGUUUUUCAAUACAGAGUGAACUAACUUCAUGUGGAACAGUUAGGGGUGCAUUAUGCUGUUUUACCAACUUGAAUUCAUUAAGUGCUCUUCUGAGUAAACAAAUUGAGUUUGAGUCCAUGGAGUAGGUUUUGUUUGUCUCAUAAUACAUUAAAUCAAACUUUGCAUUAUAUUUUGUUUUGUUAUGCAUACAGUUUUAAAACUAAAAUAUACAGUCCAUGGAUGGAAUUCA
Lytechinus pictus (painted urchin) is the source of this 3768-nucleotide messenger RNA. RefSeq names its product RNA polymerase II-associated protein 3-like. Gene Ontology annotation, cellular component: protein folding chaperone complex. Gene Ontology annotation, molecular function: protein binding. The record is from RefSeq and is a predicted model, not a curated record. Bases 121 to 1746 code for a protein of 541 amino acids. The transcript is spliced from 10 exons. Lineage: Eukaryota; Metazoa; Echinodermata; Echinoidea; Temnopleuroida; Toxopneustidae.